Scatophagus argus is the source of this 1116-nucleotide messenger RNA. RefSeq names its product mesenteric estrogen-dependent adipogenesis protein-like. The transcript is spliced from 6 exons. The record is from RefSeq and is a predicted model, not a curated record. Bases 104 to 736 code for a protein of 210 amino acids. Lineage: Eukaryota; Metazoa; Chordata; Actinopteri; Scatophagidae.
CUUGACGGUGGUUGUGGUCGUUAUUAAAACCGCAUUCUCAGUUAGUGGGUCAAUGUAAACAGCAGCAGCCACAGCAGCAGGAGCUGCGGCAUUAAGUGACACGAUGGAGGUAAACAGACGGGACGAUGUCAGCGGGAUGACAGUCACAAGACUGGAAGAGUUCCUGAAAAAUCCUCCGGCCGGCUUCUCCGUGGAGGUCCUCGGCUCCGGUUACCGAGUUCACAGCGACCCGGAGACGAGCCUGGUGAUCAUCGAUGACUUCGACUCCUGCAGAGGGAAAAUAGUUUUCCAGAACUCGCGGGGGAGGAGAGUUAAAAUGCACGAUCUGAGGGAGUACACCAGCAUGAGGAAGAGUCUCCUGUCCAAGAGGAUCUAUCUGCUGGUGUCCGCCUGCGAAGAGCACUGCUCAACGGCAUCCGGCGAAGACAGAGUGCUGCAACACUAUGUGGUGUCCAUCAACGGCAACGAUCCUUUCAUCAAAUGGCAGAUGGAGAAAGGCCUGGACUGGACCAUCUCCUCUGUUGCUGGGGAAAGCUACAGGGUGGAUAUUGACUUGACUGAAUUACUGGAGAGCUGGGCAGAAAAACACAUCCACGUCAUAACCGAUGAACUUUUAAAAGUGAGACCGAUGUGGAGAGACGCCUGCUUCACCCUCAAAUACUAUUCUGAUGCGCUUUUUGACUUCCCACAUUGGUUUGGCUUCAGCAAAAGACAGUUUAAGUUGAGAAUGACGUGAGCCAGCAGUGGAUGAAGAGCAAGCGGUUUCUGAGUGAUGGAGUGUAAUGGUUUUAAGACCAGCUGGCCAGGUGAGGGACCAGCCAACCUCUUGGGACCUUAUACUUCCUGUUUGGGUCCAGAUUUUUCUGCUGUUCAGUGGGUGAAAACCACUGAUAGCGAAGUUCUGAACCCAAUGAAGAUUAUUCAGGCAGUUUCUAUGUCUAAACUGAUUUUUUUUUAAAAAGCCAAACAAAUAUUGUAAUAGAUUUUACUUGAUUUAUUGUACGAUGUGUCGAAUCUGAUCGCAGAAUCAAAGAUUUGUAGACUUAAGAAUCAUUAUUUUAUUUUGUUCUAUUUUUUAACCAAACUCAAGUACAAUAAAUGCGCCUUUAAAAAUGA